Plasmodium gonderi is the source of this 903-nucleotide messenger RNA. RefSeq names its product variable surface protein. Lineage: Eukaryota; Apicomplexa; Aconoidasida; Haemosporida; Plasmodiidae. The record is from RefSeq and is a predicted model, not a curated record. Bases 1 to 903 code for a protein of 300 amino acids. The transcript has 3 exons.
AUGUAUGUUUCUAUUUGUAUUAAAAUUAUAAUUUAUUCUUACACAUUUAAUGAUAUAUUUCCUACUUGCAUGAAGGUGUUUGAUAAUCUUGAUGGAAUGGAAAAAAGGGAAUUACGAAUUUCAUACCAUAAUCUUUGCUUGAAUAUAAGUGAUGAAGUAGUGAAAACGAGAUAUUUUUAUACCUUCUGUUUAAAUUUAUGUGUCUAUUUAGAUAAUAUAGAAAGUGAAAAUCUUGAUAAAAAAACACAUUGUAAAUAUUUUAAUUACAAGCUAAAAUAUGCACUAGAGGGAUUAAGUCCUCAUUGUAAAAACGAACAAAAAUGUUAUGAAGACAUGUAUCAAGUAAGCAUCGGUGAUAAUAAAAAGGUAUCUGAAGUAUGUAAAGGGGAUAUUUUAGAGCUUAAAGAAGGUACCUUUAAAAUAAUGGAUAUACUAAAUGCACUAUAUACAUCUUUUGAGUACUUAAAAACAAGUAGUCGUUACGAUUUAGAUCAAAGUAUGUGUCUGCAUGCUGACGAAUACUCUGCUAAAUAUAAGAAUCUUUUACAAAUAAGUAGCGAAAUAAAUAACGAUAGCCUUAAAGAAUUACUAGAAAAUUUCAAUAAAGAAUAUAUCACCCUUCAGGAAAAAUUCAUUAAUUGUCAUGCACAUUCUAAAUCCAUACAUAAUUCCUCUUGGAAAAUUGCAGUAGGUCUUAUUUUAACAAUUACAUUAUUAAUAAUAGCAUUCAUUCUUUAUAAGUAUACUCAUUAUGUUUCACUUUUACAACCACUUGUAAGGAAGCUAAGGAGUAUAUGGAACAAUAGAAAUGAAGAAGAACCUAAAUUAUAUAAUUUGAUGAAAAGAGAACAUAAAAAUAUAAAUGAUAAAAAUUAUCAAAUAUUAUAUAAUUCAGUGAAUUAA